AUGACUGAUGAGAAUACAACAUACGACUAUGUCACAGACUAUGAAGACCUGUCGUGUCGCAAAGAGGUCGGGGUGAAAGACGCAUCUAUUCCACUCCUUUUCAUUUCAGUGGUUGUGUUGAGCUGCAUCCGUGACAUCCUUUUUCUGGUUUUCCUUGCACUCCAUGAGAACCUUAGAUCCCUGACCAGUGUUUUUUUCCUCAAUUUAGCUUUGUCAAAUCUGCUGUUCACUUUUGGACUUCUGUUUCAUGUCUCGUACUACUGGGGUUGGACAUUUGGAGAGGCUUACUGUAAAGCUGAGAAGCUCCUCUUCUUUUUGGGCUUUUACAGCAGCGUGUUGUUCUUGACUCUAAUGACCGUUCAGCGUUACAUGGCAGUGGUUCAUCCUCUGUCCGACUGGAAGAGAUGCAGAGGCCUUUCUUUAUCUCCUUUUAUCAUCUGGAUCCUGAGUGGAACGGUUGCACUGCUUAGUUCAUUUCAUAGUGAAGUCUUGAUAGAAUCCGGCAGCCUAUACUGUGAAUAUGGCAGCAUUGAAUGGAAAACUGGCAUUGCUUAUUUUCAAAAUGCUUUUUUCUUCAUUGCAUUUGUGAUCAUGGGUUACUGCUAUGGCAGAAUGCAUCAGACGAUCACGAAAUCAUGGACUAAUAAGAGACACAAGACUGUUAGACUAAUAUUUUUUAUUGUGCUGGUGUUUUUUAUCGGUUGGGCUCCAUAUAACAUAGUCGUGUUCUUAAAAUCUUUGACCUUCUCUCCAUUCACAAACUGUGAAGUAAGCAUAAGACUCGACCAUGCUAAAUAUUAUGCAUGCCGAAUUUUAGCUGUUACACAGUGUUUUGUGCACACUGUUGUGUUUUUAGUUUUUGCAGAUGGAAGGUUCCGCAAUAGUUUAUGA
Carassius carassius (crucian carp) is the source of this 891-nucleotide messenger RNA. Its product is annotated as chemokine XC receptor 1-like. Gene Ontology annotation, molecular function: G protein-coupled receptor activity. Bases 1 to 891 code for a protein of 296 amino acids. The record is from RefSeq and is a predicted model, not a curated record. Gene Ontology annotation, cellular component: membrane. The transcript has a single exon. Lineage: Eukaryota; Metazoa; Chordata; Actinopteri; Cypriniformes; Cyprinidae. Gene Ontology annotation, biological process: G protein-coupled receptor signaling pathway; immune response.